ACGAACGCGGAAAACAAGAACAUUUCUCUGUUCGAGUUGGUCGUAAUCGUAUAUAGCCGAUCAGCUCGCUCGAAUUUGUUGAACUAAAAGUGACUCCAAUUUGCCGCAAAAAUAAAGUGUUCAACUUUUCCAAAGUGUUCUAAUAAAUUGUUAAGUGUAAACAUGUCUUUCUUGCAGUUAUUCUUAUAUAUUGCAAUCGUAAGAGUAGGUGCGUUUCCUGAUCGUCGACCGAUUAAUUACACCGUAUGCGAGACCGAUGCGUGUCGCACAGUAGGACAGAUGAUUCAACGUGGUAUCAACUAUUCUUCUGAUCCUUGUGAUAAUUUCUACAAUUAUGGAUGCGGUUCAUGGGCGGCGAACAAUCCUAUCCCCCCCAGUGCAUUAUAUUGGAAUACAGAUGAGGUGUAUGUUAUGAAGAUAAAUCAACGACUCAAAGAGAUACUUGAAGAACGAAGCAAAUAUGACGAAUUACCGCCUGUACAAAAACUCAAGCAAUAUUAUCGCUCAUGCAUGGACAAAGAUGCGAUCGAGAAGGAAGGACUCGAACCUAUGAUGACAAUGUUAGAUGCGACCGGUGGGUGGCCAAUUAUAAUGGAGAAUGAAGGCACAAACUUGGAGAAUCUUACUUGGCAAGAUAUCGAUAAUGCUUAUACUCAGAAUUAUGGCAUUAGCAGUUUUUUCGGGAUUAAUUAUGAACCUGAUGAUGAAGAUUCAAACCGCAAUAUACUUACGAUAAAUAUAGAUGGGACAUCUUCUAUUAAAAAGAAACUUUAUUCAGAAGAAAUAUCGUUACCGGAUCCGGAACUAACUGAAAUGGAGGAAAUAAUAAAAGCUUUUGCCAAAUACAAAGGAACCAAGAUAAAUGAAGAAAAAAUAGACAAGGAAAUAGAAGAUUUAUUCCUUUUUGGAGAUAAAUUGGACCAAAUCUUUAGUAUGUCAUAUCAAGAAACUUAUAAAGAAAUGAAGCAAAAUUACACCAAAAUGAAGAUUUCAGAAUUACAAGAAUAUUACGAUCUUGCAAAAACUGAAAACACAACUUCUAAAAUAAAUUGGCUGCAAACGAUACAAUCUAUUUACAACAAUGUUAACGUGAGUAUUAACGCUUCCAGACCUGUGAAUGUAUACAAUAAAAAGCUUCUGCACAAAUUGGCAUAUUUGUUGGAUGAAACAUCGCCUCGUAUACUUGUGAAUUUCGUACAAUGGAAUAUUGUAUAUCAAUUUGUGUCGUUUCUGACCAAAAGUAUGAGAGACAUUGAUUUCAAAUUAACCUAUGGAACAUACAAUAUAACCGAACAAGGACCGCGGUGGGAAACUUGCGUUGAGGCAAUACCGUUGCAAGACGUCUUAUCUUAUCUCUAUAUUAAGAAGUACAAUAUGACACAUAAUAUAAAAGCUGCGACUGAAAUGACUGCGGAACUAAAAACGGAGCUGAGAAAUCAUAUACUAUAUUCAAAGUGGAUGGAUAAUAAUACGAAGGAGUUUAUAAUAUCCAAAAUAGAUAAUUUGAUACAACUAAUUGGUUAUCCCGAAUGGUAUAAUAAUCAGACUGCACUCAUCAAACGCUACGAAGGAUUGCAGAUAGGUCAGAAUUAUUUCAAAAAUGUUUUAACAGUCGUGAUAUACGAAAUGAGAAGAUUUCUUAAAGAAUUUCGAAAACCUGUGAACAAAUACGAAUGGGUUGAGUCCCCUCUAAAUAAAAAUUCUUUUUAUUACUCAUUGAGUAACGGAAUAAAUAUACCAAUAUCUGAGAUCCAGGAUCCGUAUUUUGCUCCCGGCAUGCCACUUGCAUUUAAUUACGGUAGUGUAGGUACGGUUAUCGGACACGAGCUUACGCACAGUUUUGAUAGCAAUGGAAUGCAACAUGAUAAGUUCGGCAAUAAAUAUUCACAACAUUCUAAGAAAAUGAAUGAAGCUUACAAGGAAAGACUAAAGUGCUUUGUGGAUCAAUAUAAUAAUUUCACAAUAAUAACAACAGACGGAUAUGAAGAACGAAUAAAUGGCCUACUUACAAGAAAUGAAAAUGUCGCUGACAAUAUUGGCCUCGAAAUUGCCUUCGCAACAUUUAAAAAACUCUUACUAACUGCAGGACCACAACCGAAAUUGCCAGGAUUAACGAAUCUCACUGACGAACAAUUGUUUUUCUUAUCCUACGUAAAUGCAUGGUGUGAAACAUCAAGAGACUUUUACGAGGAAGACUCUAUUAACACUGACGUUCACGCAUUUCCAAGAUUUCGUAUAGUCGGCUCUGCGGCUAAUAUGAUAUCUUUCUCUAAAGCGUUUAAUUGCUCAGUGAACAGCCCAAUGAAUCGUAAAUCCAAGUGCAACUUAUGGAGAUAGGCUGAAAUAUCGAAAAAACUUUACAAAUUAAUCCGAAUUAAAUAUUAACGCGUUAAGAAUAUAACAACCUGUAAGAUUUUAAAGAAACUUUAAAACUUUCUUAUACUAUUAACUCUUGGUUGAACAAUCGAAACAACAUGGAAGAAAUAAUAUUAUAUAAAAUUUUGUCUUGAUUUUGUCUUAGCACUAUUUAUAAGUGGGAUUUUAUAAAUAAAACAGA
Molecule: messenger RNA, 2557 nt
Organism: Harpegnathos saltator (Jerdon's jumping ant)
Lineage: Eukaryota; Metazoa; Arthropoda; Insecta; Hymenoptera; Formicidae
Product: endothelin-converting enzyme 1-like
Exons: 18
Coding region: 163-2337 (724 amino acids)
Biological process (GO): protein processing
Cellular component (GO): plasma membrane
Molecular function (GO): metalloendopeptidase activity
Source: RefSeq, a predicted model, not a curated record